Cladophialophora psammophila CBS 110553 is the source of this 774-nucleotide messenger RNA. RefSeq lists its product as uncharacterized. The record is from RefSeq and is a predicted model, not a curated record. Gene Ontology annotation, biological process: regulation of proteolysis; regulation of Ras protein signal transduction. Bases 1 to 774 code for a protein of 257 amino acids. The transcript is spliced from 2 exons. Gene Ontology annotation, molecular function: phospholipid binding; peptidase inhibitor activity. Lineage: Eukaryota; Fungi; Ascomycota; Eurotiomycetes; Chaetothyriales; Herpotrichiellaceae.
AUGAAAUCCUUCUCGGUCCUUGGUGUAUCUACAUUGGCUGCAUUCGUUACUGCCCAAUCUGCGCCAAAUUUCCCCGUUCAGGUCGACACCAACCUUCGUGUCGACUUCCUCAACAGUUCGACGAGCGUUAGCCCACCGGGCACUCUGCUGCCCCGAGACGAUGUUCUCUAUGGCCCAACAGUGUAUGGCCCCGAAAACGCCACGGAGGAAGCCACAUACAUGCUCUUCAUGGUUGACGAGGACGUUAACACGGGGAAUGGUCCGCGGGUUCAAUUGCUUCACUACUUCCAGCCCAACCUUGUCGGCAUCAACCACGAAUUGUCCGUUGAGCCAAAUGCACGAAAUGCCACGACGGCCGUCGGCGCGGAGUAUCUGACUCCCUCGCCGCCUGCAGGAGAUGGACCGCACAGAUACACGUUACUGCUCUACCCUCAGCCCGAGGACUUUACUGUUCCGCAGGCUUAUAUAUCAUUCAGCCCACCCGCCGAUGUGAAUGCGAGAUACCCUUUCAACAUGUCUGGUUUUGCUGAAGCUGCUGGUCUGGGACAACCGAUUGCCGCCAAUUGGUUCCGCGUGGUGAAUGACACAACCAGCACUGAGACUGGCUCGUCGACAACCUCGACGGCUUCGGCUUCGUCCAGUGCAAGUGCAAGUGCAAGUGCAAGCUCUUCAGUCAAUUCUGCAGCAGGUCUAGUCGAAGUGCGUGGGAGUGCGAGCGAAUUGGUUGCAGGACUUGUAAUGGGCAUGGCUGGUGCAUGGCUUUGGAUAUUCUGA